Zasmidium cellare ATCC 36951 is the source of this 3243-nucleotide messenger RNA. RefSeq lists its product as uncharacterized. NCBI's taxonomy places the organism in Eukaryota, Fungi, Ascomycota, Dothideomycetes, Mycosphaerellales, Mycosphaerellaceae. The transcript has 10 exons. The coding region runs from base 1 to 3243 and encodes 1080 amino acids. Gene Ontology annotation, molecular function: 2 iron, 2 sulfur cluster binding; iron ion binding; zinc ion binding. The record is from RefSeq and is a predicted model, not a curated record. Gene Ontology annotation, biological process: DNA-templated transcription; regulation of DNA-templated transcription.
AUGCCGUACACAGCUUUGGCUUUGGCUCUUUUGAGCCUUUCGAUCUUGGGUCUUAUCACGCAACAACUUCUGGCAUACUUUCGGGACUGGACUUCCGGUGGGAAAAGUCGAGCAAAGUCUCUCGAGGCGAAGAGUAUUUCGCGAGCAUUACCGGCCGACUGGUAUAGGUCUGAUGACCUUUACGAACUCGAGCGGAGAGCAAUCUUCUCGAAAAAGUGGCUGCUUGUUACGCACAAGCUGAGGUUUCCUAAUGCUGGUCACUGGAUCAGGUUCGAGGAAGCCGGUUUCCAGUUCUUGGUUGUCAAAGGUCUAGAUGGCUCGAUCCGUGGCUUUCACAACAUCUGCAGGCAUCGAGGUUUCCCAAUCGUAACGGAAGAAAGUGGCUGCUCGAAGAUUCUUGCUUGUAAAUACCACGGUUGGUCUUACGGCUUGAACGGUGCUCUUGCAAAGGCGCCAGGCUAUAAAGACAUUCAGGAGUUCAAUAAAGACCAGAACAGUCUGCUUCCACUUCAUGUCAAGGUUGACGAUCAUGGAUUCAUCUGGGUCAAUCUAGACGCCAAACAGACACCUGAGACGCCGUGGGAAGCAGACUUCAGAGGAAUAGACCAACAGGUGCGACACGAGUCGUUCAACUUUGACGACUACCAUUUUGACCACACUUGGCACAUGACCGGUGACUACAACUGGAAGACACUAGCGGACAAUUACAAUGAAUGCUAUCACUGUGCCACGGCUCAUCCUGAUGUGGGGGCUGUAGCAGAUCUUGAGGCGUACAAGGUCGAGACAAGAGGUGGUAAUAUUGAACAUUUUGCCAGCACCAAGCCUGAACAAGAGGAAGCGGGCAACAAAGUCGUCAGCAACUAUUACUUCCCAAACGCGUGCAUGACAGUCACGCCGAACUUCUUCUACAUGAUGAGGUGUGUCCCCACGUCGACUAAGCAAUGUUCCAUGGAGUAUGAGAGAGUCCUGAACGAGGAUAAAUGGUUGUGCAACAAUGUCCAGAAGACACUCAACGCAGGAGUCUUUGUGAAUGGUGAAAUGCAUCCAACGAUGGAAAAGGGUCCGUUGUACUUCCAGAAUACGGUGCGUGAAAUGCUCGAAAGUCACUGGAGCAAAGAAAAGGCUAUUGGCCAAGAGAUCUGGCCUGCUCGAAGGUCAUUGCCCAAGGAAGCGACCUCGAGUGCUAGAGACUUAGCAUUGUGCUCAGGUGUAGCCUGCAGCAAGAAAACCGAUCCUGCCAUUCUGUGGAGGAAGAAAAUCCGAUGUCCAGGUGAGAGGCCGGCGUGCUCAACCUGUGCUAGACGGAAACAACAAUGCCACUAUGUGGCGGUCGCUCGAUCGUCGCCGCUGGAGGUGCCUUUUGCUGAUCGGAUUGCUACAAUCGAGGAGAAGUUGGAAGCCAUUCUGAAUUGCGCCAGUGGACAAGGCACGACAUCCGGAGAUGAUCCCUCAAACAACAAUGGUAGUGAUUAUGGGUCAAUCACUCCGACCGAGAAUGCUUUGCUGGAGGAAGUGCAAUCGAAUACAAUACCUUCCUCUGAUGAGGUUAUCGAAGCGAUUCGCUUGUACUUUCAACAUUGUCAUCGCCAACCGAUUUGGUGCUUCGAGCAUGUCGACCUUGAAGACGACAAGACAUCACUAACUGAGGAAUUGUUAUGCUCCAUCUUGGCUUUGACAUCACGGUUUUUGCCGCAAGAUGAGCAAGAGCCCAAGUACAGCGGCAAGGCCAGGAGUCUGAUAAUGUUGCGCAUCGCCAAUGGAACAGUAGGCAUCGCGACAAUAGAGGCUCUGUGCCUGUUAUCGUUCUCUUUCAUCUUAGAUGGGGACGUACGUCUCGGACAGUUCCACCUGGGUCUCGCAAUGCAUCUGAUCCAAGCUGCCUCGCUAGACGUUGGUCACACAUACAACACUGCCGACUCUCAGUGUGAGCGAAAGAAGAGACUUUUCUGGAGCUGGCAAAUCCUCAACCACUACUACGGACGCCACAACCAGCUUUUCAGAUCGGCUGGCGACAUCUCGAGUCUGCUACGGCACGGCAACAGUAGCACCGUGUCUGAAGUUGGAGACGGCCAUAAACCCACAUCGCUACCACCUCUUCCGAAAGAUCCCAUUGGAGUCGCAAAUUCCGACGACCCCGACAUCUGGUGUUUUACUGUGCAGCUCUGCUGGAUCUGGGAUCAGGUGCACAACUGCAUAUCUGAUUGUGCAUCAGACCGUCUCAUAGUCCCCUGGCUACACGACUCCGCGUACAGCAUUAUCAAUUCAAAUCUCGUGCAAGUAGAAGAUAUUAUGCCGACCUGUCACCGCUAUGACUCUGCCAAGUACUACGCACACAACUCCGAACGUCUGCAGCGUGAUGCUGCCUACUGGAAUCCCUGGCUGAAGAUGCAGCUGACAUUCCACGCCGUGCAUGUGGUGCUUAACCACCCCUUCUUAUAUAUUUCAGCGGCACGAAGCAACCCAAGUUUAAACACCACGAAUACAUUCUGGAGGAGAUCGUCAGAACUGGUGCUCCUGCAUGCGUCCUGGAUAGUGCGCAUGCUAGAGAUGGUACAAGAGAAAGAGCAACAUCUUAACGACCCGUUCUUUGCACAUGCUGUUGCCAUUGCGGCCACAGUCCAUAUGUUCUACAGCUACUCGGCGAAUCCAAAGCUUCGUACGAAGUCAAACGCCGAUAUGGAAACGUGCAGGCAUUUCUUGAGAAGCUUUGCCAGCUUUUCGCCCGCUGGUGCAAAAUUGGACGAAAGACUGGGAAAGAUGCUGCAGCUUGCGUCAGCACCCACAGAAGGUCAAAAUAGGCUAUCACUGUCCUCAACCAUUCGACUCAGCAACCACCUUACGUGGGAGAUCUUGAACUUCGACCUCGAUGGCGAUGCUAAAGGUCCUAGCGCAAACGACCUCUUCGACUCCUCGCUCACCUCCCCCAGUCGAAAGGGGCAAGAUUCUCCAGAUCUUGAAGUCUUGGUUUCGAACUCGCCCGAGGUCGUAGUCAACACUUACGAUGGAGGCCAGACCGCGCGGACUGGCUCUUCACAUACAUAUCUAUCGACAACUGAUAACGGUAUCGCCGGCCCUUGGAGUAAUCGUUCUGCUAUGACCUCUCCUGAGAAUACACUUGGUAAUGACGCUUUGCGGCUCUGGACCGAUCACAGCCUUCAGCUCGAAGACUUAAAUCCAUAUCUAGUGGAUGCUUGUAAGAAUGAUUUGGGAAGCUCCUCUUGGUGGGACUUAGGCAACUUCUGA